AUGGAUGAUUUUAACUUGUGUAUUGAUCACUGUGGUCUAGUGGAGCUGAAUUAUCAUGGUAAUCCUCUUUCAUGGUGUAAUGGGCAGGAGGGGGUUGCACGAAAGUGGGCAAGGCUUGACCGGUAUGGGCCUUCUCCGUUCCGGUUCCAAAAAAUGUGGUGUACUCAUGGUUCAUUUCAAAAGUUGGUAGAGGAGACAUGGAAACAGCCUACGUUGGGUUCGGGAAUGGUUAAGCUGGCUGCAAAAUUGAAGCGACUUAAGAUGGAGCUGAGGAUAUGGAAUAAAUCGUCCGGUUUCUUAGGAGAAAUUGAAGCCGAUUAUAUUGUCACUAAAUUGGAGAUUGAUAUUUGGGAGAAGAGGGAGGAGAGUCGUCUAGCCCAAUUAGCAAAGAAUAAGUGGUUAAAAGAAGGUGAUCAGAAUUCGAAGUUUUUCCAUGCAGUUGUAUCACAGCAUAGGCGUGGUUCGGUUAUUUCGCAUAUGAGUUUGGCAGAUGGGACUAUGUUGGAUUCAGCAGAGAAGGUGCACUUGGGGGUGGUGGAAUAUUUCACUAAUUUCCUUACAGAUAUGCCGCAGAUUGAACAUGCAGAUCUUUCUCCUCUUGUGGGAUUGGAAAUCUCCGAGGAAGAUAACUCCAGUUUUUGCCACAGGCCUUCAGAAGAGGAAGUGAAGGAGGCCGUUUUCUCGAUUCCAGAACAUAGUAGCCCUGGUCCGGAUGGGUAUGGUUCUUCUUUUUAUAUUUCUUGUUGGCAUAUUGUGAAAGAAGAGGUGGUCGAGGCCGCAAGGGAUUUUUUUGCGGGUUCUCUAUUACCAAGGUUCUAUACUUCGUCUUAUAUUGUUUUAAUUCUGAAAGUGUUGGAUCCCAAGAGUUUUGAGAAAUUCAGGCCAAUAAGUCUAUGUUCUGUGGCUUACAAGAUUUUUUCGAAAAUCUUGGUGAAGCGGUUGACGGGUUUUCUGCCUAGACUAAUUUCGGCUGAACAGGGGGCAUUUAUUCCGGGUCGUAGUAUUUUUGAAAACAUAACUCUUGCUCAAGAAAUGGUUCAUGCGUUGAAGAGGAAGAUAGUUGGAGGUAAUGUGAUGGUAAAGUUGGAUAUGGCAAAGGCAUAUGAUAGGGUGCAUUGGGAUUUUUUAUUAAAUGUUCUGUCUAGCUUUGGCUUUUCAGAAAAAUUUUGUAGCUUGGUGAAGGAAUGUGUGGCGUCCCCUUGGUAUUCGGUGAUGAUGAAUGGAGCUUAUAAAGGUUUUUUCAAGUCCAAGAGAGGCCUACGACAAGGUGACCCUUUGUCACCUUAUUUAUUUAUUUUGAUGCAAGAAGUGUUCUCAAGGCUUCUUCGGAAAGAAUUUGACGAGGGUCGUAUUGGGAAGUAUUAUCAUCCUAGAGGGGCACCGUUGGUGUCUCAUCUGUUAUAUGUGGAUGAUAUUCUGAUUUUUUUGAAUGGCGAAAAAAGAUCUCAAAGACGGUUGGGGUAUACUUUAGCAUGUUACGAGCGUUGGUCUGGCCAACGGGUUAGUAAAGAGAAGUCGGCAAUUUUUUUCUCGCCAAAAAUUAGUGCUACGAGGCAGCGUGGGUUGGUACGUCUUACGGGGUUUGCAUUUGGGAGUUUUCCAGUUAUGUAUCUGGGGGUGCCGUUGGUUUGUGCAAGUUUAAAAGCUGUUCACCUUGAUCACUUGGUUGCAAAAUUUCAAGCUAAGGUGGCGGGGUGGAAGGCAAGGCUUCUGUCGCAAAGGGGGCGUUUGGUUCUUCUUAAACAUGUUCUUACUAGUAUGGCGUCCCAUUGUUUGGCUGUGAUGAACGUCCCUCAACAAGCCAACGGAAGAGGGUGGGUUGGGUUUGAGGAAUUUUCUGGAAAUUCAAAAAGCGAUGCAUAUGAAAUUGGCUUGGCGUAUUUUGUCGGUGGAUUCAUUGUGGGCUCGGUUCAUGGCUUCGAAGUACGAAAGAGGACAGCAUGCUUCGUUGAUGUUGAUACACCUUCAUUAAAAAUUAAAGAUGUAUGGGUUGGGAAUACUUGGGACGGUGACAUGCUUCAGCAGCUAAUUGGUGAGGAGUUGGCGGAGGAGGUGAUGAGGGAAAUUGGUGCAGGGCGCACUGGGCAAGAUAUCUUGAUCUGGAAACCUACUGUUGGGGGAAAGUUUACAAUAGCUAGCGCAUGGGAGUUAAUCCGUGUGAGAGGAGUUUAUCAUGGUUGGAUGGAUUGGAUAUGGAGUAAAUAUUUGCCAAAGAAAAUAUUAGUUUGUAUGUGGAGAGCACGAUUUAAUUUAUUAGCAACGGACACUAAGGUGCAGACUCGUGGAGUUGUUAUGGCUUCAAAGUGUAACUACUGUCAUACUCCACAGACCGAAACUCUAGAUCAUGUGCUUGCUACUGGGGAGAUUACAGAGCAGGUUUGGCAUUGUGCUUCACUAGCGCCGGGCAUUGGUGUACAAACCAGGACCUGGGCGCAUCGGGUGGAAGCUUGGAUGGCGUGUGCUAAACGAGGAACGCAGAAGGGGAUACGUAAUCCACUGCAAGUUGCUUGGUUAAAACCACCUAUGGGAUGGUGGAAAUUAAAUGUGGAUGGAAGUUGUCGUGGCAAUCCAGGGAAUUGUGGUGGGGGUGGGGUGUUGCGGGACCAUAGGGGGCGGAUGAUAGCAGGAUUUUCUGCUCAUUACUGGUUCGGAACGAACAAUGAGGCUGAGUUAAGAGCUUUACUUCAAGGGGUCCGGCUUUGUAAAGAGAUGAAUUGUCUAAAUGUUAUUUUCGAGUGUGAUUCUAAGGUAGUGGUUGAUUGGGUGAAGAAGCGAGGUUGUAAUUUAUGGUAUCUUUGGGAUUAUUGGGAUGCUCUCCUUCAAGAAUUAGAUAGAGUUCAAUUCUUAGUGGUGCAUCAAUUUAGAGAAGGUAACAAAGCAGCGGAUUUUUUGGCAAGGAAAGGUGAGGAGGGUCUCACUAGGAUGUUCUUACCUGUUGUGCUUGAUCCACGAAGCAAGUUAGGACUUCUUACUUUCCACUUGAAGAAAGUUCAUGAUGAGUUUCGUGCUGAGGAGUUGGUGUUGAGUGUGAAACAGGUAUUGAAAGAUUUGUAUGUGGAAUAUAAUGCGGAAUUCGGUUCCACCACGAGUACCCAAGAACAUGUGCCCCCUCCGACAUCUAGAAUCAUGAAUGAUGGUGAUGGCAAGCGUGAGACCAAAUGA
This is a messenger RNA of Juglans regia (Persian walnut), 3162 nucleotides long. RefSeq lists its product as uncharacterized. Lineage: Eukaryota; Viridiplantae; Streptophyta; Magnoliopsida; Fagales; Juglandaceae. Gene Ontology annotation, molecular function: RNA-DNA hybrid ribonuclease activity; nucleic acid binding. The record is from RefSeq and is a predicted model, not a curated record. The transcript has 7 exons. Bases 1 to 3162 code for a protein of 1053 amino acids.